CUGCUCCCAGGCUCCUCCCUCUCGGUCGGAUCUUUAGGGUUUGAGUCACUUUAACAACAGACGGACCAAAGUCAGGGUUUGCAAGGCAGGGAGAGAGAAAUCCAGCCAACCGCGGAGAGGUUUUUCUCUCCCGCUCCUUUGCACGCGUGUGCGUAAAAGCUCCGAGUCUGGUGGGAUACAGCCAGCGAGGAGCCAGAGAGGAGGAAGUUGGAAGGAGGGACCAGAGGAGCAGUGGCGUGGUGCUGCCUGAGAGCAGGGAGAGAGGAGCAGAGCUCAGACGCUUCCAGCUCUCCUAUAUCCACAGAUCUCUUCAGCUCAUUACGCGUUGUUUCCCCCAAAACGCAGGAAUGCGCGUAAAGGGACGCACGACUCCUGCGUUGCUGCCGCGUACCAGCGAGUCACACAUGAGUUUUUAAACACGCGGUGGUUUUAACAGGGUGAAAUCACCUUUGCUGUCAAUGUCAGCACAGGUAGUGAAAGAGGAUCCCGGAAGAACACGUCGUGCAGGUUACUAGUUUGUUUGAAUAGCCUGCGCUUUUUCUCCAAAGCGAUCGGGCGCUGAUGGACUUGUUGCCUUAUUCCAAAAGUAGCUGUUACCUUUUCUAGUUUUAGAUUAUUUAUUUUUUGUAACUAAGCGGAGGGAAGAUGAAGGAGCUGAAGAAGAAGAAGCUGUACGUGGUGGUGGACGUGCUCUGCGUUUUAGUUGCGGCACUGCCCUUCAUCAUUAUGACCAUUGUGUUCAAGCCAUAUGAAAGGGGCGUCUACUGUGAUGAUGAGAGCAUCAUGUACCCAUUAAAACCAGACACCAUCACCCACGGCAUGCUGGCGGCCGUCACCAUCUCCUGCACGGUCAUCAUUAUCUCCUCUGGAGAGGCGUACCUGGUUUACAGCAAGAGGAUUUACUCUAACUCAGACUUCAACCAGUACGUAGCCGCGCUCUACAAGGUGGUGGGCACCUUCUUGUUUGGGGCAGCCGUCAGCCAGUCGCUGACCGACCUCGCCAAGUUCACCAUCGGCCGUCCGAGGCCUAACUUCAUGGCUGUGUGUGCUCCCAAGGCCUGCACGGGAUACAUGGCUGUGAUCAACUGCACAGGCAAACCGCAGGACGUCACGGAGUCAAGAUUGUCCUUCUACUCUGGUCACUCCUCUUUCGGGAUGUACUGUAUGCUCUUCCUUGCACUUUACGUGCAGGCCAGACUGGUGGCUAAGUGGGCUAGACUCCUCCGGCCCACAAUCCAGUUCUUCCUGGUAGCCUUUGCGGUGUAUGUGGGCUACACCCGAGUCUCUGAUUACAAGCACCACUGGAGCGACGUGCUGGUGGGGAUGCUGCAGGGAGCGCUGAUCGCUGUGCUCAACGUGCGCUUCGUGUCAGACUUCUUCAAGAAGCGUCCUGCACGUUGCACGAGGCAAGACACCACCGACAGCGAGGAGCCGGAGAGGAAACCCAGCCUGCAGAUCGUAGACUCUGAAAACACCAACAAUUACAACUACCCACACAAUCCUGGCCCUGUGUGAUAGUGGGGGGCUGACGCUGGGGGGAAAGAAAGGCUGCAGCCUGCAGAUCCGAAACCCGUGUGAUGGGGGUCCAACCCAGGGGUCUUCAACCGCCAUUGACUCUUUGCUGGAUGAGAAGUUCUAUGACUAUGAUUUGUUAAAUCUUGGCUACAUGUGUUCCGGUCUUCAACCAGACCUUUGUAUCUCUGUUUGAAAGGAGUAAAGCUCGGGAUCUGGUCUGUAGCUUGCAGCCUUCAAGCCCCCAGCUCUCACCCUCUCCCUCUCUCUCCAUACGUAUCAACCACUCACACCCCCACCUGCUCCCCAACCACUGGACUGACUGAGGGGGCUGCGUCCCAUCACCAGGGCAAUGACGUCCUGCUCUCCUGUAAGAGAGAGAAGGAGCAUAUUGUUUGUAAGACAUCAUUGUGGAUGUUCAAGUGUAUUCGCUUCAAGCUGCAUUAAGGGAAAAGAAAAAACUCCAAACACACACAGCAACAAAGCUAUGGUAUAUAGUUGCCUAAUGAAGUGCUUGUGAAACCUAGACGUGCCAAUUACAGCCCUUUUCUGGCCAUCGGAUGAAUGUAAGGCAGAUUUUGUGCUUAUACAUGUAUCGGCCCAACAACUUCCUCUCCUUAGCCAUGUUGCAGGGAGUGCAGCUGCCGACAGCUUUCUAUAAAGUGUCGAUUAGAGCAGUUUGAAUCUGGAAGUGCCCUGGGACACCGUGGGAUUGGCUGUGGCAACUCAUUUUUUACACUAUUAUCAAAUAUAUCGUUUAAUGGAGCUCUAAUGUGUUUUGUAUGUAUGUUUUUAAUUUUCAUUUGGUUUUGUUUUUUCGAGCACCUUACGCUGGUCACUCGCCUGUAAGCAAAUUGUUGACAACAGCUCACAUUGGAUGAGCUCAUUCUCUCAAUAUACCGAGGCUCGCAGACAGAGCAGCUGCAGGCCAUCCCAGCGCUGCUUUGACACCAGGGGUAUAUCAAUCCAACCAACAUGGCAGGCUAUAAGCAUCACCUGGAGAUAAAUCCAUAGAUCUGAAAUAAGAGGACAAUAGGUUCCUGCCAGCUGUUUUAAGUGCCACACAAACAGAUCUGUUGUAAAGCAUUAGCUCUGUUUCAAUUCACGGGCUGAAUCCUUAGGAGGCUGCAUUUGAAGGCUGAUUCCAUCACAGCGUAACUUUACGAGGGGCUACUUCAAAUAUGGCCGACUAAUGUUUCCUUCUAUCCUCCAGAAAGGAGUAUCACGAUCAAGGUAUUGAAUCGUGGUAACAAGCUCCCGCCAACACAAGCAUUCGACCAAUCGGGAGUCAGUCCAUGUCAAUCAUUGUUUUUAUUGCAUCAAAUAAAACCAAACUUUCAGGUUAACUGGACACUUGCACUAACCAGUGUGAAAAGAACCAACUUAAAAGUAAUGCAAAACAUCUUUGAAACUAUUUAUUGGCAUGUACAGUUCUUACACCUUUUAGUUUGGUCCAUGUCCCAUUGGCUAUAGCGGAGGAGGCAGGAUUAAUGACCUAUAGCGUAGUCAGCCACCAGGGGGUGAUCAAGAUGCUCUGGCUUCACUUUUUGGAGGCUGUUAAUUACUAUGACAAAAUUGCCUACGUAGAUUUGUCACUCUUACUGAUGUGUUGUUUAGAUCAGGUCAGUCUUUAACAGUAGACCCUGUGCAGACUGGCUCAAAUUCACCUUUAACAGUAGGGAUGCUUUUCUAAAAUGUGCAAAUUGAAAUGUGGCGUGAUUGAUUGAUAUUAUAUUUCCCCUGUGUGUUAUGGACUGCAGAGGUAGGAACCAUUGAUGCAGAAGUCCUGAUGAACUUAAUGCAUCAUACCACUACGACUAUACUGCCAAUCACAUGUUGACAAAUCUGGCCUCCUUUUCCGCUCUCUGUCUUGUGUUUUUAUAUAAUUUCUCAAAUAGUAGUAAUCAAAGAAGGAUGAGACGACCGUUUUGAAAAUGGUGUUUAAUUUAUUUUAAAUACAAGAAGCUUCUCUAUUAACUUUAAUAAGGUUGGAAUUGCCAGCGUUGUUAAGGUUUUUUGUGCAAUCACCCUUGCUUGCCACUAUGAGCCAGAAAUAAUGUACUUUCUACUAAUUCUAUGAGACAUGUUUCAUGUUCUGUGAAGGAUGUGUAUAUACGCUUGUAUGUUUUUAUAAGCAGAUUUAAAAUUCACCUGUACAGUGUGCUUGUUUUGGCCUAUGCCUUCACAGACUGGUCCUUAUUGGAGCUACCACACAAAUGGAUCCGAUUCCAGGUCAAAACGUGAGCCAGAUGCCUUGGCAGGGCUUUCAAAAUGCUGUUGUAAUGAUAAUGGGUUACAUACCCAACUGUGUUUCUGAAGCGAGUAACACAGCUCCAUUCCCACUUCAAAGAACCGUCUACGUUCCGUUUCCCCUUCCUGUGUUGAUAGAUGGAGUUAAAAUCGUGAGCUAGGUCUCCUCUGCAGUCGGAGGAACGACGACAGAUCACUCGGACCUCACAAUUGAUGGAGGGAAGAGAAAAGGAAGACAGAGGGAGAUGGAGACCUCCACCUGAUAGUGAUUGUGAGGCCCUGACGGUGAGCUAGGUCUAGGAGGAGGUGGGGUACUUCCAGGGGUGUGGGGUAACCUACGGUAAACCUUGGGUCCCUUGGGACGACUACACAUUUGAAACAGAGUUUACAACGAGAAACAGCUGGAACUGGUUGUGGUGAACCCCCCCCCCCCACACACACACACACACACAGACUAAUAGCACAAAUGAGGACAAGGAUGUAAGAACGUCAUGGCAUUUGAUUUCCCACUCUCGAAGCCCAGGUUCUCCACUGGUCACGUGGCUCCAUGUGCGUUUUAUGUUUUACUGGAUCGGUGUUUCAGAAUUGCAACCAGAUGACCAAUCUUUUAUGUGUCGACUUGUAACUAUGGUUCAUGUUGUUCUUUUGUGUAUAGAUUAUAUCUACAGUCUUUAAAUCAGAGAAUUUUAAAUAAAGAUAUAAUCCACA
Platichthys flesus (European flounder) is the source of this 4470-nucleotide messenger RNA. RefSeq names its product phospholipid phosphatase 2b (gene plpp2b). The transcript is spliced from 6 exons. Gene Ontology annotation, molecular function: phosphatidate phosphatase activity. Lineage: Eukaryota; Metazoa; Chordata; Actinopteri; Pleuronectiformes; Pleuronectidae. The coding region runs from base 646 to 1515 and encodes 289 amino acids. Gene Ontology annotation, biological process: phospholipid metabolic process; phospholipid dephosphorylation; signal transduction. The record is from RefSeq and is a predicted model, not a curated record.